Messenger RNA from Clunio marinus, 225 nucleotides. Lineage: Eukaryota; Metazoa; Arthropoda; Insecta; Diptera; Chironomidae. The record is from the annotation of a GenBank genome assembly.
AUGUUUUUUCUAAACGUCUCGACGCGACUACAACUUCAACUUGACUGUCUCACAAGUGAACACAAAACUAGCAUUUGUAUAGUUAUUCAAACAGUGACGUCAUUACAUGAUAAACCCUUCUUAAGAACUCAUUUCGAAUUCCUUUUUAAAAUUCUUUAUCAUCAAAAAUGUAAAAUUUCCUUCACAAAUAAAAAUAUUUGUACAAUGGACUUUGGUCAUGAUUAA